AUGCAUUAUUCAGCGUAUUUGAGACGGAAGAGAAUUCAGGAAUUAAAAGCUUGUGAGAAAUGCCUGAGGAAACACACAGGAAGAUGUGACGCGCCAAGUUGCGCUAAAUGUGGCCAAGAUCACCAUACAUUAUUAUGUGUAGUACCCAGGAAAGCAGAGCAAGACAGUAAAAGAAAUGUUAACGGAAUGUUAGCAAUAGAAGGGAUGAAGACUCAACCAGAAGAGAGGAACAUUCCUAUAAUGGCAACGGUUGAUGUCAACGCUAGCAGUGAGGAAACGGCUGAGAAAUUUGAGAAGUUGACGGUGGCGAUGGAUACCCAUGCAACGUUGAACUUCAUCACUAGAGAAGCUGCUGAGAGAAUGCAACUGAAGACUGAAGAAGCAAAGCUAUCAGAAAUGUCAGGUUUUAGAGCGAAGUCAACGAUGGUGGAGACAAAGAAAGCGCAGAUAUUUCUCCAGUUAACAGAUGGAUCGAAGAUAAAAGUAGACGUUUUGGUAGUGGAUCAGUUUGUCAAACCAUACCAGAUGAUCACAGGAAUUCCACAAACGAUGGAGGAGAUCAAGAAGUAUAAGAUACAAUUACCGCUCCCCAAAAGAGAACCCGAUGUGUUGCUCGGAGUAGGAGAAGUAGCGAAAUUGGAGAUGGCUUACACCGACGAGAAGCAUCCAACAAACUUGAGCGUGGUGAAAACAAAGCUAGGAUACGCCCUCAGUGGAAUAAUCGUUGUAGAGAAGUCCAAGAAGAUCGAGGAAGGAAUCGUUAUGGUAACGAAGGAUGAGAAUUUUGAUUUUAAGAAAACCGAUGAUUGGGAUAUCAAGGAUCUAUGCGACAGAGUAAGAGAAUUAAAGCAUUUAGGAAUCUCAGAAGAAGAUUUUGAAAAGACGGAAGAAGAUGAAGUGGUAGAAACUUACAGAAAGUCGAUGUAUCGUGAUGAAGAAGGUCGAUACCAAGUAGAAUAUCCGAUUAAGGAAGACAUUUGGAAACUGGAUAGCCAGUUAAUGUUAGCAAUUUCGAGACUAAAGCCAACUAUUGAGAAGUUGAAGAGAUCACCAGAACUUUUGAGAACAGUGAACGAAACGAUUGAGAAUCAACUGAAAGCAGGAAUAAUUCAAGAGGUGAGGCUGAACGACGAAUUACCAGAAGGUUCAUUACCACCACACUAUUUACCACAUCAUAUUGUGACGAAGGAUUCAGAGACGACCAAGCAUAGGAUGGUAUUAGAUCCGACAGCAAAGUCAAAGAAGAACACACUCAACAAGAGUUUGAAUGAGUGCCUGCACAAAGGAAAGCCAGAUCUGCCUACAAUCUUUGGAAUUUUGUUGAGAUGCAGAACCUUCAAGACCCUGGUACUGAGUGAUGUCGAGAAAGCAUUUCAUCAGAUUGGAAUUGCACCAACACACAGAGCGAUUUGCAGAUGGUUGAUGCCUAAGAAUGUCAAUAGACCGUUGACUUUUGAGAAUCUGCGAGUGUUCGAAUUUAAGAGGUUACCCUUUGGUUUAAGACCAGCACCAUUUAUGUUACAGGAAGCAAUCAAGGACUUGUUUGAGAAGGCAGAAGGUACUCUUGGAAAGGAAAUAUUGUCCAAUUUGUAUGUGGACAAUGUAAACAUUGGGGCGGAUAAUGAUGUGGAAGCCCAGAGGAAAUCAGAAGAAGCGAGAAGAAUACUGGAAGGAGCCCAAAUGAACUUGAGAGAAUUUAUUUCGAAUGGGAAAAUUCAGAUGCCAGAGAAGCUGAUGGGAAACCAGGAGAAGGCUAAAGUACUUGGAGUACCAUGGAACGUCAAGAAGGACACAUUGAGAAUAAAGUUGCCGAAGGUCAACAAGAAUCCAGAACAGACGAGAGCUGAUUUCGUGAGUCUAGCUCAUUCGGGCUACGAUCCACUACAAUUGCUAUCGCCAUUGUUCGUGGAAGUGAAACGAUAUAUUCAGAAGAUGUGGAAAUACCCAGAAUACGGAUGGACGAAGAAGUUUCCAGCAGAAUUUGUAGAGGAUUGGUUAGAAAUAGUGUCGACAUGGAAUGAACAAGAGUUUGAAUUUCAGAGAUACACUCAGAUUGAAGACGGCGAUGAAUUACAUGUAUUUGCAGACGCUUCAGAAUACGCUUUUGGAGCGGCGAUUUACGCAGUGAAUGUGAAGAACAGAGUAUCAGGAGGAACGUUAUUGGCAUCAAAGAGUCUGAUCACACCAAGGAAGGCAGCAACUGAGAAAGGCGAUGACGGAAAACUGAAGAAGAUAAGGUUAGAUGAACCGCAAUUCACUAUACCCCAAGGAGAAACAGCAGGAGCAGUGACCGCUUGUCGAUUGGCAGAGAAUGUCAAGAGAGAGUUACAGAAGAAUGUGAAGAUCUAUUUAUGGGGAGAUAGUACGAUAUGUUUGAAUUGGAUAAGAAAUGGAGCAUCAGAUCAGCCGCUUGCAGUCAGAAACAUGCUGAGAAAAAUUUGGAAGUCAGAAGUCGCAAACUUUGGACAUGUACCGACAGAUCAGAACCCAGCAGACAUCGCCAGUAGAGGAACAACACCAGAAGAGUUGAGAACUUUGACGUUGUGGUUCAAGGGUCCGGAUUUUUUGAGAAAAGAACCGGAAGAAUGGCCGUCGAAAUUGACAUUUAUUCAAGAAGGAGAACCUGAGAAUAAAGAGGAUGAUGAGAAACAAGAGAUCAUCCUACCAGUACAGAACGUCAAGCCAGAUGGGAACGAGAAUGUGUUGAGAAGAUUAUUUAAUCAGAAUUCUUUUAGAUUCGCUGUCAGAGUCACGAUGAAGAUCCUAAAGUUUAUCGAUAAAAUGAAGAAAAAGAAGAACCCCGAGUACUUAGAACGAGGAGAAGGAGAGUUGUUAUCAGAAGCUCAACACACCAUCUACAGAAUUGCGCAAGAAGAAUACCCGCCAACGAAAGAUCAAAUCGAGAACUUGAUGUUGAGAAAAGACCCAAGAGGAAUUUGGAGAUCAGUGGGAAGAAUCGGUUCAGCCAACGUGUCGAAGAAUCGGAAGUUUCCAGUGUUUGUUCAUCAGAAGUCUGAUUUAGCGAGACUGGUGAUCCAGCAUGCGCAUGAAAGAGUGUGUCAUCAAGGACCGAGAGCGACAUUGUGUUGGUUGAGAAAUAAUUUUUGGAUUCCAAAAGGAAUGAGAAGCACGAUGAGUCAGAUUCGCCGAUGCCCAGAAUGCUUGGGAAAAUACCGGAAACCAUUUGAGAAACCGAAUCCAGAUGCACUACCACAAGAACGAAUUACACAAGCAGUACCUUUUGAGAAUGUAGGAAUUGAUGCCUUUGGACCAUACAGAAUUCAAACAGAGGCAGGACUGAGAAAAAGAUGGGGGUGUAUAUUCGCCUGCAUGGUGACGAGAGCAGUGCAUCUUGAAGUUCUGGAAGAUAUGACGAGUGAAGCCUUUAUGAGAGCAUUUAAAAGAUUUGUUGCAACGAGAGGAGUACCUUUGAGAAUCAUCACGGAUAACGGGACGAAUUUUGUGGGCGCGGAAGAUCAAAUCAGAGCGUAUUAUGCUCCUGAGAGAACGAUAUACUGGAAGUUCAAUGACCCAAGAUGCCCUUGGAAGGGCGGGUUUUACGAAAGGCUCAUCGGAAUAGUCAAGUCAGCGUUCACGCGAUGUGCUAAGAAAUUGAGAAGAAUAGAUGACGUGGAACUCGCAACUUUAUUCAAAAUGUUGGAAGAUGCAGUCAACAACAGGCCGCUCCUAAGGUCAUCAGAUGUCAGAGAUCAGUAUACGUGUUUACGGCCAGUAGAUUUCUUGCGACCCGCUGGAACUUAUUACUACUGCCCAUUUUUAGGUGAGAAUCAUAUGGAUGACCCAGAUUUUGUGCCAGAGGAGGCAAGAAGAAAACAAAAAUCACAUAGAGAUCCAGCAGAAACCAGAUUACAUCAGAUGCAUUUGAGAAUGAUAUCAAUAUUAGAUGAACUUUGGACCGGAUGGACGUCGGAAUACCUUUUAGCCCUAAGGCAAUUUGAGAAGGGACGACGGAACAAGAAGUCAGGAAGAAAAACUCCAGAAGUUGGAGAAGCAGUUAUUGUAGAAGACUCGAUUUUAGCCAGAGAUCAGUGGCAAACAGGAAUCGUCAAGGAGAUCCUCCAACCAAGAGGACACGGACCGCCGAUUACAGCCAUAGUCAGAUUUCGAAAGCCAGCAAAAGACGGAAACACCAAAAGAAAGUCAAACUGGAAAUAUGAAAACUUUGUGGACAAGCGGAUUCCGAUACAGUCGUUAUACCCGCUCGAAAUUGAGAAACAGGACGUUAUCUUGAAAAAUUUUGAUGUUGAAGAAGAUGCGAAUCAGAAUUUUGAUGAAGAUGUUCAAGAUGUAGUUUUACCAGUGCAAUUGAUUGAUAAUUUCGAAGAAAAAAUCGAAUUUGGAGAAAAUUCAAACAAUUGUUUGAGUUUCGGCACGAAACCGCGAACCGGGUACGGUAUGGGCGCGAACCGCCGCCGACGAAUUUCGGCAACAUUCCAGAAGUUUCCGCAACUCGAAUCGGAUUUGGAAAGGCCAACGGAAUUGAACGAGAUUGUUGGAGAUAUUUCGUGUUUUCUUCGAGAUAACAUAAUAGACGGUAAUAAUUUUAAUUCUUUUUUGUUUUUAGAUAUCAAUACAUCUCAGAAGAGAAGUUCCCGAGGAAAUCUAGCUGGGAGAAUGUCGACGGAAGAAAGAAGAAUCGAAGGAACUAGUGCUGAGAGAAGAUCGCAGAGAAAGCAGAAGGGCGAGCACAUAGCUGAUUCAGUGGAAAGAAGAAAGGACGCAGAGGAAGACUUCGAUGUUCAAGAACAAGACCUCUUGGAUUUGGCAGGCACUAUGACUGAAGAAGAGGCUCAGCAACUAUUAGAAGCCCCGGAUCACGACAGUUUAGAAGAAAAACUGAAGCAGCAGUGUGGGUUGGAUCCGCAAGAUACGGAGAUGAUCGGUUGA
Molecule: messenger RNA, 4908 nt
Organism: Bursaphelenchus xylophilus (pine wood nematode)
Lineage: Eukaryota; Metazoa; Nematoda; Chromadorea; Rhabditida; Aphelenchoididae
Source: the annotation of a GenBank genome assembly